Messenger RNA from Dreissena polymorpha, 2539 nucleotides. RefSeq lists its product as uncharacterized. The record is from RefSeq and is a predicted model, not a curated record. Bases 77 to 1771 code for a protein of 564 amino acids. The transcript has 10 exons. Gene Ontology annotation, cellular component: adherens junction. NCBI's taxonomy places the organism in Eukaryota, Metazoa, Mollusca, Bivalvia, Myida, Dreissenidae. Gene Ontology annotation, biological process: heterophilic cell-cell adhesion; homophilic cell-cell adhesion. Gene Ontology annotation, molecular function: protein binding.
CUGUUUUAAGACAAUCAAAUUACGUGUUUAUAUGGUUAAGCAUACGAAGUCAUUGUGUUAAAUUAAAAAAUUCAAAAUGGAUAAAUGUUUCAAAAUACUUUUACUCUUUUUAUGUAUAAGUAUUUAUUCGACAGUCUUGUGUCAAAACCCACAUCUGAUAUCUGAUGUGUCUUGGGUAGCAGAGAACUAUUCACUGACAUUGACCUGUGUCCUUCCUAGCGCUGUGAUACCUGUGGCAUGGAUCAAGAAUGGUGUUUCUACAGGCAUGAGAAUUGGGUUAUUAUCAGGAAGAUGCGUAUCAGAUCCAUCGCCACUACCGCAGAGAUUCAGCUUCACGUGCGUCAAUGCAACUGUCUACACUCUGACCAUCCUGCAGAUGAACCGAACACUGAAUGGGGACAACUGGCAGUGCAGCAUUAACAACGUUGGUUUACCUAUAUAUAGCGAGACAGUUACCCUAACAGUGAAAGUUCCAAUAACGGACGUGUCCUUCAGCAAUCCUUCAGCAGAAAACAGUGUAGAUGUUGUUGAAAACGGCAUCCGCACAUUCACGUGUCACACGUCUGGAGGAAUCCCAGCUGCCAAUGUCACGUGGUACAAGAUCAGCGGAUCGUCUGCAACAGCGAUCACAACGGGCGAGAUGUCAUUCCACAAUACCUCUGCAGACACAACAGUAAUUGUCACAAGCACUCUGACUUACACUGCCAUGCGAGUGGACCACGGAUGUAAAAUUUUCUGUAGAGCGAGUAAUGUCGUGGGUCAGGUGAAGACAUCAACGAGAGAAAUACUGCUGAAUAUAUUAUUUGCUCCCAUGAAGUCUGCGUCGAUAGAAAUCUACAACAAUAUUAGCAGUCCAGUUUUUGUCAAUGUUACAUUGGCUUUCCAUGCUGAAGCCUAUCCGGUGCCAAAAUACACAUGGCAAAAGUGUUUGAUUACAUGUACAGACGUCUAUCCUGGUUUUAAAUACAAUAUAUACACAAAUGCUCUUGUAACAAACUUGACCAUAAAUAGUGUUGAUAUUUGUGAUUUUGGAAGUUAUAGAGUUGUCGUCAGUAACGGCGUUGGUACAGCGUGGAUAGAGAAAUACAACCUUAUUCACCAGGCAAAGCCAGAAACACCGAAAUAUUUCCACUGUGCGAUCAAAGCGGCAACCUCAGUAGAGUGUUAUUGGCUGACCGGGUAUAACGUCGGUCUGCCGCAGACUUUUGUCAUAGAAUAUAGGAAAAUUGACUCGACUACUUGGAAUAAUGUUUCUGUCGUCGAAGAAAUAUCCACAUCGUUUGUAUUGAUGAACGUGACUGUAGACAGUCUGAGCCCAACAACAGAAUACCAAGCAAGGAUGUAUGCCAAGAACACGAUCGCAGUAUCUCAGGUUACCGAUACUAUAACGUUCACAUUGGAAGACCGAAUCGCCACUGUCACUCAAAAGUCGAUGCCCCAAAUUGGACCAAUUGUUGGUGGCGUUGUGCCAGGGAUACUUCUUGUUAUAGUCUUGGUGGGCCUGAUAUACUUACGUCUGACUUACCAUAUUGACUUCAAAAAGAAAGGUAAACAAAGCGAUACAGCAGUUUACGAAGAUGUGAGCAGGAGAAACGAAACAACAAACCGAGUCUAUGAAGGAUGUUCAUCAACUUCUCUAUCUCCUGGUGAAUAUUCGUCACUUCAAGAUCAACUGCCUCGUGACGACAACUUUCCACAAAGUGGGGCAUUAGGGACAAAUACAAUUGAGCUGCAAGAAGAGUCAGCGUAUCAAAAUGAAAGACUGGCUUGAAUUGAACAACGAAAAACUACAUGGUGAAGCAAAGUUACACGUGCAUGAUUACAUUCUUUACAUGGUAUCUCAAAGGCAGUCCCGUGAUUAAAAUAGCAUCAUGACGUGAAUUUUGUGCACACAACAACGUGGAAUUUAGAUAUGUUAUUAAUGUAUCAGACAUUCGAUAUGAUAUUCGGUAUUCACAUGCAUACGUACACGUCAUUACAUGUUAUGAAUGAUAUGUUUCAUACAUUCCAGCUGCCAUACUUUUCAUAUUGCUUGAAUCGCCGCUACUGCAAUAUUGUGAAUGUCUGAAACAAUGCAUGAAACAAAGAUGUUGGUUUUCACUAACCUAACAGAUCCUUAUUUAAUAGUGCUGACCAUAAACUUAUUUUUAUAUUUUUUGUCGAAUUUUCGAUCUAAAUGAAGUUUUACACACACACACACACACACACACAUUAUUUGUGCACAUUUAUAUUUUGUAUCAUUGAAUAUUAAAAUGGAUGCUAUAUCAAGAUUAUUUUACAGUUGUAACUAAAGCUGAAUGAAAAAAUAAAAUAAAUGUGUAAACAUGCAUUCAUAUACAAUACACACAGUUUUAUGUUUAAAAACACUAUUACAGACAACUAACGCGCAGACACACAUGCUCUUUCUUUCUCUUUUGUUUAUAUAAUAUAAUAUAAUAUUAUGUACAACGUGUGAUACAAAACAGUAAAAAACUGGAAAUUUCAUGAUUUUUUACAAAUAAAGAGAUAUCUCUUCACUUCCAAAAAUAAAAUAUUAAUA